Molecule: messenger RNA, 3983 nt
Organism: Chinchilla lanigera (long-tailed chinchilla)
Lineage: Eukaryota; Metazoa; Chordata; Mammalia; Rodentia; Chinchillidae
Gene: Piwil4
Product: piwi-like RNA-mediated gene silencing 4
Biological process (GO): regulatory ncRNA-mediated gene silencing
Cellular component (GO): P granule
Molecular function (GO): piRNA binding; protein binding
Source: RefSeq, a predicted model, not a curated record
CGUGCGCUCGGCGGAGGAGCUGCGGCUGCGCGCGCUGGACGGCCCGGAGGGGGCGGCGAUGCCCGGCCCCCGGCCCCCGGGCCAGCGCUGGGUGUGGAUGAACUUCGAGUCGCCCUCCCACUCUCCGGGGCUGCGGGCCCUGGCAGGGAACCUCUUCAACUGGACGCUGUCGUACCGGGCGGACUCCGACGUCUUCGUGCCUUACGGUUACCUUUACCCCAGGAAACACCCCGGCGACCAGCCCAUGGGCCUGGUCCCGCCGCUGGCCCGGAAGAGGGGCCUGGUGGCCUGGGUGGUGAGCCACUGGGAUGAGCGCCACGCCAGGGUCCGCUACUACCACCAGCUGAGCCAGCACCUGCCCGUUGACGUGUUCGGCCGGAGCGGGCCUGGGCGUCCGGUGCCUAACAGCGGGCUCCUGCACACAGUGGCCCGCUACAAAUUCUACCUGGCUUUCGAGAACUCGCAGCACCUGGAUUAUAUUACCGAAAAGCUCUGGCGCAACGCGUUGCUGGCUGGGGCGGUGCCGGUGGUUCUAGGCCCAGAUCGUGCCAACUAUGAGCGUUUUGUGCCCCGUGACUCCUUCAUCCACGUGGACGACUUCCCCAGUGCCUCCUCCCUGGCCGCCUACCUGCUUUUCCUAGAUCGAAACCUAGCUGUCUACCGCCGCUACUUCCACUGGCGCCGGAGGUACGCGGUGCACAUCACCUCGUUCUGGGACGAGCCUUGGUGUCGGGCCUGCCAGGCAGUGCAGACUGCUGGGGAUCGGUCCAAGAGCAUUCGCAACUUGGCCAACUGGUUUGAGCGGUGAAGCCACCUAGAAUGUGACCAUUUUGAUUCUCUGCUGGGCGUAUCCUUGACUGCCGCCAAUUCAUGGGACUAAAUUCUCCAGUCGCCUAUUUUUGCUCUCUGGGAUUAAGAAGAACACCACACAGAAAAGUGCAAUGCCAAGGAAAGUCAAACCUUGCAGUCACUGGAGGAGAGGCCUUGCUGAAGUGGAUGGGUUUUCUUAAAGAAAGAGAGUAUGGAGCAAAGUAUAAACCUACUGGCCAAGGAGCCAGGGAGAAAAGGCUCACACCAGUCGGUCUUAGUGACAGUGAAGCCUCCUCUAGCAGCAGCGUGGGGGGGACAAGCAGGACUUCACAGCAUGGUAACAAGGGUGUAUCUUCUGGUGAUGCUGGAAGUACCUUUGUAGAAAAAGGUGUGAAAAUAAGACGGGACUGUAUGGACUUGGGUAUCUGCACCAGGGAGAAAUUGGCGCAUGUGAGAGAUGGCAAAACAGGCUCCAGUGGAAUACCUGUGAAGCUGGUCACAAAUCUCUUUAGUUUAGAGUUGCCCCAGGACUGGCGGCUGUAUCAGUACCAUGUGACAUAUACUCCAGAUUUAGCAUCGAGAAGGCUGAGAGUUGCUUUGCUCUACAAUCAUAGCAGAUUUGCUAAGCAUGCAAAAGCAUUCGAUGGUGCCAUCCUUUUUCUCUCACAAAAACUAGAAGAAAAGGUCACAGAAUUGUCAACUGAAACUCAAAGAGGCGAGACUGUAAAGAUAACUGUUAUUCUAACCAGGGAGCUACCAUCAAGCUCCCCCAUAUGCAUCCAGGUCUUCAAUAUCAUCUUCAAAAAGAUCUUAAAAAUGUUGUCUAUGUACCAAAUUGGACGGAACUUCUAUAAGCCUUCAGAGCCAGUGGAAAUUCCCCAGCACAAAUUAUCCCUUUGGCCUGGGUUUGCUAUUUCUGUAUCGCACUUUGAGAGCAGGCUUCUCUUUGGUGCUGACGUGAGUUAUAAAGUACUCCGGAAUGAGACUGUUCUGGAAUUCAUGACUAACCUCUGCUACAAAAUUGAUGCAUCCUGCUUCACCCAAACAUGUGAGCAACAGCUGAUAGGACUCAUUGUUCUCACAAGGUACAAUAACAAAACCUAUCGCAUUGAUGACAUUGACUGGUCUGUGAAACCAACACAUACCUUUCAGAGGUGGGAUGGUUCUGAGAUCACUUAUGUAGAUUACUACAGACAGCAAUAUAAUAUUACUUUAUCUGACCUAAAUCAGCCAGUGCUUGUUAGUCUAUUGAAAAACAAAAGAAAUGACAACACUGAGCCUAAGAUUGUCCACCUGAUACCAGAGCUGUGCUUCCUAACAGGCCUGGCUGGCCAGGCAACCUCGGAUUUUCACCUGAUGAAGGCUGUGGCUGAAGAAAUGCGUCUUGGUCCUCUGGGCCGGCAGCAGCGCCUGGCCAGACUGGCUGAUGACAUCCAGAGAAACAAGGAUGCUCGUUUUGAACUGGAGACCUGGGGACUGUGCUUUGGAAGCCAAAUAUCUCUGACUGGCCGGGUUGUGCCUUCAGAAAAAAUACUAAUGCAAGAACAUACAAGUCAACCUGUAUCUGCUGCUGACUGGUCCAAGGAUAUGCGAACUUGCAAGAUUUUAAGUGCGCAGUCUUUGAAUAAAUGGUUCAUUGUAUGUAGUAACAGAGCUGAACAUAUGAUUGAGGGCUUUCUGAGCUGCUUGAGAAGAGUUGGAAGUUCCAUGGGAUUUAACGUGGGAUACCAAAAAAUCAUAAAAGUUCAAGAAAAUACAGCUGCAUUCCUGAGAGCAAUCCAGCAGCAUGUUGAUCUUGACGUUCAGUUGGUGAUGUGCAUUCUGCCUUCUAAUCAGAAGAACUAUUAUGAUUCCAUUAAAAAAUACUUGAGUUCAGACUGCCCAGUUCCAAGCCAGUGUAUACUUACUCGGACCUUGAACAAACAGGGAGUGAGGACGAGUGUUGCCACCAAGAUUGCCAUGCAGAUGUCCUGUAAACUCGGAGGCGAGCUGUGGGCUGUGGAGAUACCUUUAAAGUCCCUGAUGGUGGUCGGUAUUGAUAUCUGUAGAGAUACACUCAACAAGCAAGUGGUGGUGGUCGGAUUUGUAGCCAGUGUUAACUCCAGAAUCACCAGGUGGUUUUCCCGCUGCAUACUUCAGAGAACAGCAACUGAUAUUGCAGACUGCUUAAAAGUCCUUAUGACUGGAGCACUCAAAGAGUGGUAUAAGCACAACCACGGUUUGCCGGCGCGGAUAAUUGUGUAUCGUGAUGGAGUAGGGGAUGGGCAACUAAAAGCAGUUGUCGAGUACGAAGUCCCACAGCUGCUUAGCAGUGUGUCAGAAUCUGGCUCGAAGACCAGCUCCAGGUUGUCAGUGAUUGUGGUCAGGAAGAAGUGUAUGCUCCGACUCUUCACAGAAAGUAACCGUACUGUACAGAAUGCCCCAUGUGGCACUGUCGUGGACUCAGAAGCAACACGUCCCGAAUGGUAUGACUUUUACUUGAUCACCCAGGCUGCCUGUCGGGGAACUGUUAGUCCCACCCACUAUAAUGUCGUCUAUGAUGACAAUGGUCUGAAGCCUGACCACAUGCAGCGACUAACGUUCAAACUGUGCCAUCUGUACUACAAUUGGCAGGGCUUAAUCAGUAUUCCAGCACCAUGUCAGUAUGCACACAGGCUGACUUACCUGGUAGCACAGAGCAUUCACAAGGAGCCAAAUUUGGAAUUAGCCAAUCACCUCUUCUACCUGUGACGACUUGAACCAUUGGCAUCAGGAGAUGAAGAAUCGAAAUAGUUACUGCAGUAGACUUCGUGCACAUCUGCCAAAAGAUCGAGGCUACGACUAGGGAAAGGAGGUUGAGCUUAGGGUUAACUUCAAGGAAAAUAAAACUAAAAACAAACCUGAAAAUAUCUUAAUCUAAAAUAGUUUAAAAGAAAUGUAUGUUAUUUUAUCUUUAAAAAAUUAUAUGCUUGGAGUAAAUUCUAAUCAAGGUAUAGAGAAUCAAAAUAUACCAUCACCUAAAAGAACCCCAUGAAGUUAAGUCUUCUAAGAAAAGAAGUGUUUGUGUGAUGUUUGUGUUGAUGGUAGAGUCUAAUCCCUACUGAAGUUUUGCAGAGGUUUUCUUAAGUGUUACAGAGUAUUUUGUAGUGGCUUAAAUAAGUGUUAGAAAUAAACAAAGUUUAGAGCAUCAAAAA